Verticillium nonalfalfae is the source of this 623-nucleotide messenger RNA. RefSeq lists its product as uncharacterized. The record is from RefSeq and is a predicted model, not a curated record. Lineage: Eukaryota; Fungi; Ascomycota; Sordariomycetes; Glomerellales; Plectosphaerellaceae. The annotation marks the transcript as partial. The transcript has a single exon.
AUGUCAGAUCGCUCCGAUCGUCCGGGCCGGCGCCGUCCCUUCUCCACGUGGGUAAAAAAGCUCACGACCAACUUCAAAAACUCCUCCAGCGACGGCCAGCUCCGCAACGGCUCCGAAUCGAAGCGACUACAGGGCAAGAAGGGCCACAAGAAGCACGUGUCGAAGAACAACAACCCAUACCCGCAGUCAGGCCGUGUCGGGCAGGGACAGACAAACCACAGCUCGCACUCGUUCUCGUCAACAGGCCGCAGCGGCAGUGCAACGUCACUAGAACGGAGCGUGCGGUCCGACGACGACCGACCCCCCCACACAGCGGGCGGGGCACGGUCGCUGGCGCCGACGGUAGCGACGGACCAUGAGGCGCCGCAUUCGAUGGUCGCGCCGUCGCAUGGCGCCUCGUCCGUCGCCGGGACGAACCGCACGGCCGGGGGGAUCGAUUCGAGGCGGGGUGGUGACAGCACCUUCUCGUCGCCGGCGCCGUCCGUGCGGUCGCUGACAACAACCCUGACGACGAUCCAAUCGACCAUGGCGCCGAACACGCAAACGACGACCAGCAACGCCGGUAACGGACACCACGGUGGCGGCGGCGGCGGCGGCCACCAGGGCCACACGCAGUCGAUUCA